Messenger RNA from Aspergillus puulaauensis, 1437 nucleotides. RefSeq names its product ACT domain-containing protein. The transcript is spliced from 3 exons. Gene Ontology annotation, biological process: regulation of intracellular signal transduction; cellular response to L-arginine. Lineage: Eukaryota; Fungi; Ascomycota; Eurotiomycetes; Eurotiales; Aspergillaceae. The record is from RefSeq and is a predicted model, not a curated record. Gene Ontology annotation, cellular component: cytosol. The coding region runs from base 1 to 1437 and encodes 478 amino acids.
AUGGAAAAUUCAUUGUCGCUGAUAUCCGCCCAGGUCCAGUUUAUGGAGGACCGACUGGCCCUGGUGCAUAUCCCAUUAGAUCUAUACCCGUUCUUCUUGGACCCCAUUCUACAGGUGCUGUUCCAUGAGGUCGCUCCGAUUAGCGAGACUCGGCCUGAGUCUCGUGGUUGUGACAGCCCCAUUGAGUUCUCUCGCGAUGUGCAGCCCGCCUUUCUGAACCUCUCAAUUACGCCGGUUGAAUGCUCAAUCAUGUGUCCUCGACAGCUCGCUGACGAGUAUUUUGCUCCUCUGCUUGAGCGGUUCCUCCAAGUCAGUACAUCUACUCAGAGUCGCCUCUCGAUCAGUAAGGACGAUUUCAUCGCCAUGCAAGUGUACGGGGAAGGACUGGAGGCCGGCCAGCGGGUUCUUGAAUUGACAACGCCGUUAGCCAUGGCAGGAAUCUCGAUCUUCUUCAUAUCUACUUAUUUUGCCGACUACAUUAUCGUCCCAUUUAAAAGCAAAGCUCAAGUUAUCGAAGCCUUGGAAAACCGGGGGUUCAAGUUUGAAAUUUCCACCGAGGCCUUCAUUAACAACAACCAGCCAUCGGCCAAUGGUCCGUUUAGCCCUAUCUCAUCACACUCCGCUAGUUCCUUGAGUUCACCACCGGCAACACCUCCACCGUCUUCUCUUAAUGAGCUACAGAAACGUACCUUCUCGUCUCUACGUCGUAACAAUAUCACCCCUUUCGUCGACAGGUCUCUUCGUUUGGUGCAAUGUGCAGCUCAUCACCAGUUUACAAACAAGGAUAGCUCUAUCGCCAUCCUGCGUGAUGCCCUCACAACGGCACUAGUUGUUGAUAAGCCUCGAUUUCUUUCACUCACCCUAACCGCCGCAGACCCUGCCGCUUCUCUUCUCCUUGAACAGCGUCUUCUCCCUCGCUUCUCAAAUGAGCCAGCCUCCCCCACCGACGAGGACAACGACUCUAGUCUGUUGCUGGGUUCAAAAGAGGAUAUCCUCUUCCCGAUUAUGUUAGAUCUCCGCAGCCUUCCUCUAGAGGCCACCGGUAUUGUCUGCGGCGUUGCGAGUCGACUUGCUGAUGCCACACAUGACCGUACCGAAGAUAGCCUAACAAAAUCCGCUACGCCUUUUGUCGACAACCUCGACUAUGAAUCGCCAAACCCCCAAUACGUUGACAUAACGAUACCAAAUGGGACCGGAACGGCAUCAAACUCUUUCAGAAGUCAGAGCCCAAGCCAAAAAGCUAAUGGCGUUAACCCGCCUACCCAUCGUCUCAUACCAGAUUUGGAUACAUCUUUCGACGCCGUUGAAAUCAGCUUCCUUAGCACAGCACGUGCAGGAACAAUCAUCGUCGGCGAGCAGGAACUCAACCACGCCAUGGACGCCUUGGAGGCCGAAAGCCAUGAGCCUGAAAAAAGGAUUGAAGCAUUGGAAAUAUGA